Molecule: messenger RNA, 2488 nt
Organism: Telopea speciosissima
Lineage: Eukaryota; Viridiplantae; Streptophyta; Magnoliopsida; Proteales; Proteaceae
Product: probable glycosyltransferase At5g03795
Exons: 6
Coding region: 181-2241 (686 amino acids)
Molecular function (GO): glycosyltransferase activity
Source: RefSeq, a predicted model, not a curated record
UCAGAUACUUAGGGUUUGAUGUACUCUUCAAACAUCUGGAGUUAUUUCCUGACAUUCUUUGGUGUUGAUCUGCAUUAUUGGAUUGUUAACAGGGCUUGAAAGUUCCAGGAUUGUGGCGAUUCCUCAUAGUUGAUCAAGCGAUCUCUUAGUUUCUUGCAUUGGUGGUGCUAUUAUUGUGUUAUGGAGAACAAGAUUCAAUUUCAGAAGCUAUGCCAGGUCGAAACAAGGAGAUUGGUUUUGGUGAUGGCAAUACUAGCUUUUGUUGUCAUAGUGAUUCAAUCUUUUGGCCUUCCCUAUGGUAAUGUCUUGUGGUCUCUAUUUCCUGUUGGUAAGAAUUCAGUAUUUGGGAACAGCAGCUUUCCAUCCCAAGACUUUUCCCCUAAGCCUGCUCAAAUUGGGGACACGACCCUAAAUGAAUCCAAUCCAGCUGAUAUAACCACAGUUUUCCAGGUGGCUAAUAAUACUGAGGCUUUGGGUAAGAGGGGACAAACUGAGCAUCAAAAUGUAACAAAAGAAAAGGAUGACGGCCCACAGAAAGAUAUGGAGCUAGAUAAAGCUUCUCACUUAGAUGUAUACCAAAUCACACAUAAUGAAUCUUCAUCUGGGGGAGCUUUAAAUUCGGAUAAAAAUAUCACAUUGCAGCAUGUCAAUGGUACAGGCAAUGAUUCUACACUAACAAAGACAAGGGAACCUGAAAAUUCAUCAGGUGAUGAUGGUCGCAAAGAGGAUAAAACUUUUGUAUCAGAGAAAAGUGGAAGCACAGAUACAGAUUUUGCAUCCCCAUCGCCUGUGUCACCACAAGUAGUUCCUUCAGCUAACACAGCCAUGCCAAAGAGAUUGGAAUCAAAUUCGACAAAUAAUAUCACAUCUGUUAACUCCACGCCUUCAGUUGUCAAACAAGAGACGGAAACACUUUCCAAGAGUGAAAAACCUGAGUUGUCGCAAGAUAGUCGAUCUAAUUUACUCAGUAAUUCUACACCAAUAAAAAAUCCUGUAGCAAAGGUGCCAAAGCACAAGGAGUCACCAACUUCAGUAACAUCAAUAUCUGAAAUGAACCGUUUAUUGUCUCAGAGCCGUACCACUUCCUUUGCCAUGAGACCACGAUGGUCUUCAGUACGAGACCGAGAACUUUUUUCUGCAAGAGUACAAAUUGAGAAUGCUCCGAUCAUCCGGAACGAUCAAAAACUCUAUGCUCCUCUUUUCCGGAACAUUUCUAUGUUUAAAAGGAGUUAUGAACUGAUGGAACGCAUAGCCAAAGUCUAUGUCUACAGGGAAGGAGAAAAGCCAGUCUUCCACCGGCCAGUACUGAAUGGAAUUUAUGCUUCUGAAGGAUGGUUUAUGAAACAUAUGGAGGCAAACAAACAUUUUGUAGUUAAAAAUCCGAAAAAAGCUCACCUGUUUUACUUGCCUUUUAGUGCCCGAUUGCUAGAGGAGACCUUGUAUGUACCAAAUUCACACAGUCAGAAGAACCUAGUCGAAUAUCUGAAAAUUUAUCUGGACGUGAUUGCGGCAAAGUAUCCUUUCUGGAACAGAACCGGUGGCGAUGAUCAUUUUCUUGCUGCUUGCCAUGACUGGGCACCCUAUGAAACAAAGCACCAUAUGGAUGGUUGCAUCAGAGCUCUUUGCAAUGCUGAUGUAACGGAAGGCUUUAAAAUAGGCAAGGACGUGUCACUUCCAGAAACAUAUGUACGGUACCCAAAGGAUCCUAUGAGAGGCGUGGGAGGCAAUCCUCCUUCCAAGCGGCAGAUCCUUGCCUUCUUUGCUGGGAGCAUGCAUGGAUAUGUCCGUCCUAUCCUGUUGCAAUACUGGGAGAACAAAGACCCUGACAUGAAAAUUUUUGGUCCGUUGGACCACGGAUCCAAGAACAAAAUGAAUUACGUCAAGUACAUGAAGAGCAGCAAGUAUUGUAUAUGUGCCAAGGGUUAUGAGGUCAACAGUCCUAGGGUGGUGGAGGCCAUCUUCUACGAAUGCAUCCCUGUGAUUUUGUCUGACAAUUUUGUGCCUCCUUUCUUUGAGGUUUUAAACUGGGAGUCAUUUGCAGUUUUUGUCCAAGAGAAAGAUAUUCCCAAUUUGAAGGAAAUACUGCUUUCAAUCCCGGAGACCCGGCUCCGGCAACUGCAGCUGAGAGUAAAAAAAGUGCAACAGCAUUUUCUUUGGCACAGUAAGCCUGUGAAGUAUGAUCUCUUUCACAUGACCCUUCACUCCAUUUGGUACAACAGAGUUUUUCAAAUAAGAGUGUGAUACGGAGACUUGAUUAGGAACUGAAAGAAUGGGAAGUCGGAAAAGAAAACAGAUGGGUACUGCAACAACCAGAGACAUCAGUCAUGGGAAUCACUGAACACUGUGAGGUGUCUUUUUAGUCUGUACAUUUUUUGUGGUAAGCACGACACAAGUAAACCAGAGGGGAGACCAGUGGAAGAAUGAAGUGCCUGUACAGUGUACAGCAUUUUUGUACAUUUUCCACUUCCCAAGUUUCCACUGAUGAAAG